This is a messenger RNA of Talpa occidentalis (Iberian mole), 1295 nucleotides long. It is a transcript of the gene TENT5B, whose product is annotated as terminal nucleotidyltransferase 5B. The record is from RefSeq and is a predicted model, not a curated record. The transcript is spliced from 2 exons. Gene Ontology annotation, molecular function: RNA binding; poly(A) RNA polymerase activity. The coding region runs from base 1 to 1281 and encodes 426 amino acids. Gene Ontology annotation, biological process: mRNA stabilization. NCBI's taxonomy places the organism in Eukaryota, Metazoa, Chordata, Mammalia, Eulipotyphla, Talpidae.
AUGAUGCCGUCGGAGAGCGGAGCGGAGAGGCCGGACCGCGCGGCUGUGCAGAUGGGGAGCGCGGCAGCCUCGGCGGGGGCCACGGCGGCCCCGGCCGGCGGCGGCCCCGACCCAGAGGCCGCAUCGGCAUCCCCCGGACGGCACCUCAGUAGGCUGGGAUGGCCACAGGUGAAGCGGCUGGACGCGCUCCUGAGCGAGCCCAUUCCCAUUCACGGGCGCGGCAACUUCCCCACCCUAAGCGUGCAGCCCCGGCAAAUCGUGCAGGUGGUCCGCAGCAGCCUGGAGGAGCAGGGACUCCAAGUGCACGGGGUGCGGCUGCACGGCUCAGCUGCCAGCCACGUGCUGCACCCCGAGAGUGGCCUGGGCUACAAGGACCUGGAUCUGGUGUUCCGGGUGGACCUGCGCAGCGAGGCGUCCUUCCAGCUGAUCAAGGAGGUGGUGCUGGCCUGUCUGCUGGACUUCCUGCCCGCCGGGGUGAGGCGGGCCAAGAUCACGCCGCUGACGCUCAAGGAGGCCUAUGUGCAGAAGCUGGUCAAAGUGUGCACGGACACUGACCGCUGGAGCCUCAUCUCGCUGUCCAACAAGAGCGGCAAGAACGUGGAGCUCAAGUUUGUGGACUCGGUCAGGCGCCAGUUCGAGUUCAGCGUAGACUCCUUCCAGAUCCUGCUGGACUCCCUGCUGCUCUUUAACCACUGCUCGUCCACGCCCAUGUCCGAGACCUUCCACCCCUCCGUGAUCGGCGAGAGCCUGUACGGGGACUUCCACGAGGCCCUGCAGCACCUGCGCCACCGAGUCAUCGCCACGCGCAGCCCCGAGGAGAUCCGGGGCGGGGGUCUGCUCAAGUACUGCCACCUGCUCGUGCGGGGCUUCCGGCCGCGCGCGGGCACCGACGUGAGCGCCCUGCAGCGCUACAUGUGCUCGCGCUUCUUCAUCGACUUCCCGGACCUGGCGGAGCAGCGGCGCACGCUGGAGCGCUACCUGGAGGCCCACUUCAGCGGGGCCGACGCCGCCCGCCGCUACGCCUGCCUCGUGACGCUGCACCGGGUGGUCAACGAGAGCACCGUGUGCCUCAUGAACCACGAGCGCCGCCAGACCCUGGACCUCAUCGCCGCGCUGGCGCUCCAGGCGCUGGCCGAGCAGGGCCCGGCCGCCACCGCCGCCCUAGCCUGGCGCCCGCCCGACGGGGUGGUGCCUGCCACGGUCAGUUACUACGUGACCCCCGUGCAGCCUCUGCUGGCCCGGGCCCACUCCGCCUACCCCACCUGGCUGCCGUGCAACUGACUCGGACCCUGGCC